ACAUUGCCAUUCUUCUUUCCCUUGCAACCUUUUCAGCCCUUUCUUCCUUAUUUUUAUACUCUUAUCAUGGCUUCCAUGUCUUCCCAUGGCUCUGCUUCAUGGACUGCAAAGCAAAACAAAGCCUUUGAGGAGGCUUUGGCACGGUAUGACCGAGACAUGCCUGACCGAUGGCUCAAUGUUGCAAGAGCUGUCGGUGGCAAAACUGAAGAGGAGGUCAAAAGGCACUACCAACUUCUUGUGGAGGAUGUCAAGUUCAUUGAGUCGGGCCGUGUUCCCUAUCCGUAUCGGAACUCGGGAGCCAGUAACUAAGGAUGAGAAACAAGAGCUCCAUUGAUCAUGAUCGUGAAGUAAUAGAAGAAUAAAAGGAUUGGAGGAAGAACCAUUUGCUGAUUUGAUUAAGAGUUAUAAUAUCUAUAUUUCAUUUGAUAUUCGUGUUAAAGCAUGAAGUUAGUUUAUUAAUUCUAUCAACUUUCAAUUUUGAGGGUAAAAAAUCGUAAGAAUUAUUCGUUUCUUUUAGAUGGAUAAUGAAUAUUUACGUUAUUUUGCAAUGAAAUCUACUUUCAAUCAAA
Messenger RNA from Cucurbita maxima (winter squash), 569 nucleotides. Its product is annotated as protein RADIALIS-like 1. The coding region runs from base 67 to 309 and encodes 80 amino acids. The record is from RefSeq and is a predicted model, not a curated record. The transcript is spliced from 2 exons. Gene Ontology annotation, molecular function: DNA-binding transcription factor activity. NCBI's taxonomy places the organism in Eukaryota, Viridiplantae, Streptophyta, Magnoliopsida, Cucurbitales, Cucurbitaceae.